Molecule: messenger RNA, 2353 nt
Organism: Arabidopsis lyrata subsp. lyrata
Lineage: Eukaryota; Viridiplantae; Streptophyta; Magnoliopsida; Brassicales; Brassicaceae
Product: probable zinc transporter 12
Exons: 3
Coding region: 1213-2283 (356 amino acids)
Biological process (GO): zinc ion transmembrane transport
Cellular component (GO): plasma membrane
Molecular function (GO): zinc ion transmembrane transporter activity
Source: RefSeq, a predicted model, not a curated record
CAACAUUAGAAACAAGAAGUGGAAGACAUAUUUGAUCUCAUCUUGAUUGUUGAUAAAACUGAUGAAUUUAAAAACAAAGUCACUCUUUCUUGUUCACAUAAAUAUAUAUUCUCAAUUACAAAAUCUCAACUUGAUGUUACAAAAGACUCAAGUCUUUCUUCUUGAGUCAGCUUUAAGAAUUGUGUUUCAGUCACUUACCUAUAUCCUCACAACGCUCUCUUUAGCAAUGAAACCUUCAUUCUUCCACAUCUCCUAAGUUAUCACAAGCUUUUCUUCCCAUGAUUGGAGCUUAUAAAAGUCAAACCUUCUUCUUUUCCUCGCAAUGCAUACAACAACAGGUUUUACAAAAAUGAAGCAAAACACAAAUGAAGCCAAUCAUUGCACCUUUCACAACCAUCAUUUACUGCAACUGUUGAACCAACCGCCACGUCCAAACCAGUCUCUUCCUUCAUUGGCACCAUUUCCGCCACCAGAUUCUUCUCUUUCCUUGAUCUUUUGUCCCACUUCUCGAACUCAUUUUUCUUCCCACCAAUAACGUUCUCCAAUGCUUUACGAGCUUGCUCCUGCAAAAUUGUCUUUUGUUCGUUUCCUCGUUAGAGAGAUAGAAAUUAAAGUGUAUACAGUUUGUAGUUCCUUAACAAACUAUUUACUGUAUAUAUCCAAAGAACCAUAGAUGAGGAAAUGCACGGUGUGUGAGAAAGUAUUUUAAAAUCACUAAUGGAAUAAUAAGUGAUUUAAAACAAAAAAACUAAGUCUUCUAAAAUCCCUAAUCCAAUACAUCCCCCUAAUUAUAGACUCUCGUUUUUGCUUUCCCUUUUUCCCGUUUUGCAAUAAGAUCAAUUUCCAAAAACUAAUAAACUACACACUUAGACUAAUUAUGUCGUCAUCUCCGAAAACCACAGUUCUAAGUUCAAAAUCAAAAUUUCCAAAAUUAAAGUAAAACUAACAUUAUUACCGUGCAUGUCGUCAUUAUUUUUUCUGGUUAAAUAAAAGCAUGUCGACAUUACUCCCAAAUAUUUACACAAUUCCAUAUAUUUAGGAUAUGAACACUUAAGUACAACCUAUCAAACAAAAUUCAAUAUCUCCAAAACCUCUGGAAACAAGAAUCUCUUAUAUAUAAGAAACGUGAGUUGUUCACUGUUACAAACUCACAAUCAAAGCCACAAAGGAAGAAGAAAAAAAAACAACCCUAACUUUUGUCAAAAGCAAACGAUGAUGAGUAGAUUCCGAAAAACCCUAGUUUCGGCUUUCGUUCUCUACUUGGUUAUUCUACCUCUUCUAGUCUCAGCGGCAGAGGAAGAAAACGAAUGCGGCGGAUCCAAGGGUGGCUCUGCUGCGGAGAAAGCAUCGGCUCUUAAAUACAAGAUCAUAGCUUUCUUUUCCAUCUUAUUCGCCGGAAUAUUUGGCGUUUGUUUACCUAUUUUUGGCCUCAAGUCGGAGAGCAACUUCUUCAUGUUCGUGAAGGCAUUCGCUGCCGGCGUAAUCCUAGCCACCGGUUUUGUCCACAUUCUUCCCGAUGCUACCGAGAGUCUCACGAGUCCGUGCCUUGGAGAAGAGCCACCGUGGGGGGAUUUUCCGAUGACGGGACUCAUUGCUAUGGCUGCAUCGAUCUUGACAAUGUUGAUUGAGUCCUUUGCUUCAGGGUAUUUGAAUAGAUCUCGGUUGGAGAAGGAGGGUAAGACUUUGCCGGUGAGUACAGGCGGAGAUAAGGAGGAACAUGCUCAUACUGGCUCUGCUCAUACUCAUGCCUCACAAGGACAUUCUCAUGGCUCUCUUCUUAUUCCCCAAGAUGAUCACAUUGAUAUGAGGAAGAAGAUUGUAACUCAGAUAUUGGAAUUGGGGAUUGUGGUUCACUCAGUGAUAAUAGGAAUAUCUCUAGGAGUUUCUCCAAGUGUAAGCACAAUAAAGCCUCUCAUAGCUGCAAUUACCUUCCAUCAAUUGUUUGAAGGUUUUGGCCUUGGUGGUUGCAUCUCUGAGGCAAAGUUUAAAGUAAAGAAAAUUUGGGUUAUGCUGAUGUUCUUUGCACUCACAGCACCACUAGGUAUCGGAAUUGGUAUUGGAGUGGCGGAGAUUUACAACGAGAAUAGCCCAAUGGCCCUAAAAGUGUCGGGUUUUCUUAACGCUGCAGCUUCUGGAAUCUUGAUUUACAUGGCGCUUGUUGAUUUGGUAGCUCCACUUUUUAUGAACCCCAAAGCUCAGAGUAGUAUGAAGAUACAAGUAGCUUGUAGCGUAUCUCUUGUUCUUGGUGCUGGUUUGAUGUCUCUUUUAGCUAUUUGGGCUUGAACGUUUUAGUUUUUUUUUUUUUGAAUUUUUUUUAGAACAGUGAAAUAACUUUUCGAUUUGGAUUUUGAUA